UCUGGUGCUACUCUAAAGUUUCCAACAUGUCUCAAACUCUGGGUUGCAGAACACAACACCCAAUAAACACAAAUCUUACGUCGCUAUCUCACGGUUUCCUUCAAUGUUCUCCUACCCAUUUCACCAACCACCCAAAGAACCCAAAUUUCAUCACUUUCACGAGGUGUUUUUCCGUAAAGUCUUGUGCUUUUGCCAAGAUCAUGGAUUCUGCUACACCUGCAGCACCACCCAUCACCUUUGGGUUCAAGAAUUUAUUGGAAACCUUCACCAUUGAUGUGCAUAGAGCAGAAAACAGACCGCUGAAUGUGCCCUUAAUUGCCCCUUUUACCAUUGCUUCCUCAAGAUUGGACAAGGUGGAAAACGUGGCCAUUAGAAUUGAAUUAAGUAAUGGGGCUGUGGGGUGGGGUGAGGCACCAAUUUUGCCUUUUGUUACUGCAGAGGAUCAAUCCAUAGCCAUGGCCAAGGCUUUUGAGGCAUGUGCCUUCUUGAGGAGAUGCCCUGCACUAACCCUGGGUUCCAUGUUGGGGGAGAUUGGUCGUAUGCUUUCAGGGCAUGAAUUUGCUUCAGUUAGGGCUGGGGUGGAGAUGGCAAUAAUUGAUGCUGCUGCAAAUAGUAUUCGUGUGCCACUGUGGAGGCUUUUUGGAGGGGCUUCAAAUUCCAUAACCACUGAUAUAACAAUCCCCAUUGUUUCUCCAGCUGAAGCAGCUGAAUUGGCUUCCAAGUACUAUAAAGAAGGGUUUAAGACUUUAAAGCUGAAAGUGGGCAAGAAUUUGAAAGCAGAUAUAAAAGUACUUCAAGCGAUACGUGUUGCCCACCCUAUAUGUCAGUUUAUUCUGGAUGCUAAUGAGGGGUAUAACUCUGAGGAAGCAGUGGAAGUUCUUGAGAAAUUACAUGAUAUUGGGUUGAAUCCUGUUCUAUUUGAGCAACCAGUUCAUAGAGACGAUUGGGAAGGUCUUCAAUAUGUCAGUAAAAUAGCAAGAGAAAGAUAUGGAGUAUCUGUUGCAGCUGAUGAGAGUUGCAGAAGCUUAGUUGAUGUUUACAAAAUAGUUGAAGGGAAUCUUGUAGAUGUCAUUAACAUUAAGCUGGCCAAAGUUGGGGUUAUGGGUGCCCUGGAUAUUAUUGAAAAGGCAAAAGCAGCAGGAUUAGAUUUGAUGAUUGGUGGUAUGGUUGAGACAAGACUGGCCAUGGGUUUUGCUGGCCAACUUGCUGCUGGCCUUGGGUGUUUUAAAUUCAUUGACUUAGACACACCACUUCUGCUGUCAGAAGAUCCGGUUCUUGAAGGCUAUCAGGUUUCAGGUGCCACUUACAAGUUCAGAAACGCAAGGGGACAUGGUGGAUUCCUUCACUGGGACAAUCUUGCAUAACGUUGGAAAUGUUUAUAUGCCAACACACAAAUCAGGAAAAGCAUAAAGAGACAAGUUGGUCACAAGGUUAGAGAACAGCCUAACAAAUAAAUAAUAAUCGCAGAAGGGCUUAUACAUGAAGAUUUCCGAUCCAGAAUGAGUAGCUACUGCUAGCUAGUACCAAAUUACCAAUCCACAAUUGCUAUGUGUUUCAGUUCAUCGAUUCCUCACCAUAUUCUGUAAAGGAAAAUGCCCAAGAGGUAUUGCAUCAAAUAGUAAUUAGUUGCUACUUCCCAAAAGAUAGUAGUUUGAACUGAUUCCAAGGAUUCAAUAAUCUAUUAUUUACAUUUGCAAAUAAGAACCAUAGUUUAUUCUAGAAUUUCCAUAAUAGUAAAAUAACACUAUUUACAUACGGU
This is a messenger RNA of Abrus precatorius (Indian licorice), 1759 nucleotides long. Its product is annotated as L-Ala-D/L-amino acid epimerase. The coding region runs from base 27 to 1364 and encodes 445 amino acids. NCBI's taxonomy places the organism in Eukaryota, Viridiplantae, Streptophyta, Magnoliopsida, Fabales, Fabaceae. The record is from RefSeq and is a predicted model, not a curated record. Gene Ontology annotation, molecular function: racemase and epimerase activity, acting on amino acids and derivatives. The transcript is spliced from 7 exons.